AUGGGUGAAAGUGCUGCUAAAAAACAAACUAAAAGAGGUGCUGUUGAUUUUGUUGCUGGCGGUGUUGCUGGUUUAUUUGAAGCUUUAUGUUGUCAUCCUCUAGAUACUAUAAAAGUUAGAAUGCAAUUAUAUAGAAAAUCCGGUCAAAAACCUCCAGGAUUUGUUAAAACUGGGGUAAAUAUUGUUCAAAAAGAAGGUUUUUUAUCUUUAUAUAAAGGUUUAGGUGCUGUUGUUAUUGGUAUUGUUCCAAAAAUGGCUAUAAGAUUUAGUUCAUAUGAAUUUUAUAGAUCUUUUUUUUAUGAUUCAAAUGGUAAUAUUACAACUGGUCAAACUUUUUUGGCUGGUGUAGGUGCGGGUAUUACAGAAUCAAUAAUGGUUGUUAAUCCAAUGGAAGUUGUUAAAAUUAGAUUACAAGCUCAACAUCAUUCAAUGAAAGAUCCUUUAGAUAUUCCAAAAUAUAGAAAUGCUCCUCAUGCUGCUUAUAUGAUUGUUAAAGAAGAAGGUUUUAAAACUUUAUAUAGAGGUGUUUCUUUAACUUGUGCAAGACAAGCUACUAAUCAAGGUGUUAAUUUUACUGUUUAUUCAAAAUUGAAAGCUUAUUUACAAGAACGUCAAAAUACUGAAAUUUUACCUUCUUGGCAAACUUCUGGUAUUGGUUUAAUUUCUGGUGCUUUAGGUCCAUUAUCAAAUGCUCCAUUAGAUACAAUUAAAACUAGAUUACAAAAAUCUUCUUAUGCUUCAAAUGAAAGUGGUUGGGUUAGAAUUAUAAAAAUUGGUAAACAAUUAAUUAAAGAAGAAGGUAUAAAUGCAUUAUAUAAAGGUAUAACUCCAAGAAUUAUGAGAGUUGCUCCUGGUCAAGCUGUUACUUUUACUGUUUAUGAAUAUAUUAAAGAUUUAUUAACAAGUGAUUCCAUUAAAAAACCUGUGAAAUUAAAUUAG
Messenger RNA from Insectozyma verbasci, 939 nucleotides. Lineage: Eukaryota; Fungi; Ascomycota; Pichiomycetes; Serinales; Debaryomycetaceae. The record is from the annotation of a GenBank genome assembly.